CUGUGUGUGUAAUUUUCCUGGGUGUGCCAUAGUGCCUCGCGCUCUUUGGUUUCCAUCUAUCUUCACUUCUCCUAAUCCAUACCGUGAACAUGUUUUUUUUUGCCAGUAGAAUCACUAAUUCAGCAGGUAGAGUUAGCAUAUUUUAAGGGCAAUGUAUGUACCGUGAAAACAAAUUAUCCUUUAGGAUGAAAUGUGUGGAUAGAAUCAAUGCAAAAGAAAGUUUACGUUCGUUUUGCUUCCGCUGUUAUUCAUUAUAUUACCUUAUUUAAUUCAGGAAUUUUGUAGACAAAUGAAUGCUAGGUCUGAAUCAAACUACAUCAUUUGUGGCAACACACACUCAAUCUGAGACAAAUUCAAAUAAGCAUCACCAAAGGACUAUUGGACUUACGCAAACUUCAUUGAGAGGCAAACAGAAGAUGGCUGAUAAACCCCAGAGCGUGAGGGGCACCCAGCAGUAGGUUCUCACUUCCAAGCCUGCUUCUCUCCACCACCAUGAUGCAGCAUCACCUACGCCGAUGCAGUGCCACUGCCUUCACCAUGAUCCGAUGUCUCUGCCACUUCCCGACUUCCAUAUCUGUGUCGCCUCGACUGGAAUGGAAGUGCCCUUCGCCCCGGCUAUUCUCCACUAACGAGAUGAGCCAGCAGCUUCCAGCGAACCUGGUGGGGGUCAUGGAGCAGAGAAUGAAAUUGAUUGAGCAGAGGAGUGUGUACCUCCAGGGGCAAAUAAAUCAGCCAGAUGCCUCGCCUGAAGAAUACUCAAGGGCCAACAAGGAGCUCCACAAAUUGGAGGGUACUAUGAAUAUGAUCAAGGAGCUGAGGUCCAAACAGGAGGAAAUUGACGGUUUGAAAUCUUUGGUAACAAACUCCGUUGAAGAGAAGGAUUUGCGUGAGAUGGCAGCUCAGGAACUCCUUGAGGCUCUAGAGGAGGAGAAGCAACUGCAGCACAAGCUGUUCCGAUCUUUACUUCCAAAAGAUGAAGCUGAUGAGAGGGAUUGCAUAUUGGAGGUCCGUGCAGGUACUGGAGGAGAAGAGGCAUCUUUAUUUGCGAUGGACAUAUUUAAAAUGUAUGAGAGGUACUCCCAAAAGAACGGUUGGAAAUUUGAUGCUAUUAAUAUCAUGGAGUCUGCAUUAAAAGGAUACAAGGAAGCUAGUGGAACUAUAUCAGGUCCUGGGGCAUAUGGCAAACUCAAGUUUGAGAGUGGAAUCCAUAGAGUUCAGCGAGUGCCAGUGACGGAGAAAUCUGGACGGGUGCACACCAGUGCUGUAUCUGUUGCUAUUCUUCCUCAAGCUGAUGAGGUUGAUGUCCAAUUGCAUAAUGAAGACUUGAGAAUUGAUACCUACAGAUCCGGUGGUUCUGGAGGCCAGUCUGUCAAUACGACUGAUAGUGCUGUUAGAAUAACUCAUGUUCCAACCGGGACAGUUGUUGCAAUACAAGACGAGAGGUCACAGCAUCAGAAUAAGGCCAAAGCCCUCAAAGUUCUUCGGGCAAGACUUUAUGAAAUUGAAAGGCAUCGACUCCAUAUGGACCGGUCAAAGCUUCGAUCAGAGCAGAUUGGAAGCGGUGACAGGUCUGAACGUAUCCGAACAUACAACUUUCCACAAGGGCGUGUUACCGAUCAUCGUGUUGGAAUCACACACCACUCCAUAGAAGAUGUUAUGGAGGGGGAGAGCUUGGACAUCUUUAUUGAUGCGCUCCUCCUGCGUGAAGAGAUGGAUGCAAUUGCUUCAUUUGCUUCUUAAGUCAUUCUAAUUUUGUGCUUUCUUAGAGCAUCUACUACAUGAACAAAAGAGAGAAGGAACCCUGUAAAUCAACAGUGAACCGUCCGAGACAGCAUCGAGAAUCUUGAGUUCUCAAAAUUUUUCUUAUCCUAAAUAUAGAAGCAUGUAGCUUAGGAUCAUUUGAUGUAUCCCCAUAUUCUGAAAGUAGUCGCAGUUAAACACAUCUUCUGGACUUCAUAAUUUUUGUGGGUUGCUGAAUCAUAUUUGUGGGUAACUAAAUCACGAGUGGCUGCCAUUUCGGUGUUAGUUCAGUUAAAUGGGAUUACAGUUUUAUACUAAAAAAGUGGAAUUACAGUUUGGACAUAGAAGUAUUGUUCAUAAUAGUCUCUAUAUACUCUAGUUGAAAUGGUCAAGGAAUUCCUUACCAUGGGUGCAGCGAACGCUAAUCUCUGUCUUUAUUUGUAAAGAGGGCUAACGAAGCCUCCAUGUUUGUCUUGGAGACCUGUAAAU
Oryza brachyantha (malo sina) is the source of this 2229-nucleotide messenger RNA. RefSeq names its product peptide chain release factor 1, mitochondrial. The record is from RefSeq and is a predicted model, not a curated record. Gene Ontology annotation, biological process: translational termination. The coding region runs from base 493 to 1740 and encodes 415 amino acids. The transcript is spliced from 11 exons. Lineage: Eukaryota; Viridiplantae; Streptophyta; Magnoliopsida; Poales; Poaceae. Gene Ontology annotation, molecular function: translation release factor activity, codon specific.